This is a messenger RNA of Musca vetustissima, 2571 nucleotides long. RefSeq lists its product as uncharacterized. The transcript has 2 exons. The record is from RefSeq and is a predicted model, not a curated record. Gene Ontology annotation, molecular function: zinc ion binding. Lineage: Eukaryota; Metazoa; Arthropoda; Insecta; Diptera; Muscidae. Bases 1 to 2571 code for a protein of 856 amino acids.
AUGACGGAUAAUAAAAAUUCGUGUGUUGAAACACCAGCCGCUCCCGAAUGGCUAUCAAAAUUAGAAGAUCGUCGUGAAAAAUUGAAAUGUUCCAAAUUGGGUCAUGAAGCCGGUGCCGGGGCUCCAUGUAGUGUAUGCGAAGACAAAUGUCCCGGGUUGGAUUUGCAUUUUUGGCGUAAAGUUUGUCGCAAUUGUAAAUGUCGCAAAGAUCAGCAUAUGUGUCAGGAUGAUGAUACAUCGGGAUGGGCCCAAUUUGAAAUUCUCGGUCAGAUACGUUCGAAGCCGGCAUUUAUCAAAAUUAAAACCCUGGCCAGCCAACCGGUCAAAGUCGAUUGGGUCCCCCCGAAUGUGGCCCCAGAUGUCGUCGCCGAUUAUUUAGAAAAAUUGGGUAGCAAAAAUGUACCCGUUGCCGGUAGUGAAGCCGCCGCCAAACGUAAACAACAAUUGGAAUUCCAAGUACCACCCCAUGAUCUGGAUGCUGAAUUUUGUGAUAAUCUCACCGAGGCGGAAUCAAAUCAACUGCAACAAUAUGUCCAAAAAAUCCGUGAAAAUUGUGUGGGUCAGGGUAGUGUGGUGCGUGUGGGUAAUCUAGCAUAUGGUACUGUGGCCAAUCUGCACAAACCAGCUGAGAUUCAAAAUCUGCCGGGGGCCUUUAAUGAGGCCAAAUAUUGUGAAGUUAUGUCGGUGCUGAAAGAACCACCUGUAUCGGAUCCCAUUUUGGCCAACUUAUUGUCAAAUGAAAAGCUGUCCAAAGCUCUUUUGGAACCGGUUUCAUAUUCUUACCCGAAAAUAUUUGUGGCCUUCUCGGAACCAUUGUCGGAGGGGCCACUCAGUGAGCCGGCCUUAAUUCGGUUACCGCCUGUGGUUAAGGAAAAACUGAAUGGCCUUAAUGAAUCGGCUGUGGAAAGUUUGGUUCUCAAUGGUCCGGUUUAUGAUAAAAUUUUUGCCAAUUUGAAAGCCAAUAACUUGGAUAUUUCUCGCGAUCCUCGCCUGGGACCUUUGAUGGAUUUACGCAAGGAAUAUUUGGCAAAUCCUGUGGUCAAGAGGGAACUGGAUAACAUGGUUUAUACACCCACUGUUGGAUAUAAUUCCCCCCUCAAGACACCCUCGAAAUUUUUAAAUGAUUUAGCCUUUAAUUCUCCGCUGCCUUUGAAGACGGUUUCGGGGAAAUUGAAAUUUGGGGCCCAAUUGUCACAAGACACACCCAUGCGCAAGGUACAAUUUGGACAACCGAUUUCAAGUAUUAUACAAGACUGCAAUCUGCCGGCAAAUGUGGAUUAUGAACGUGAUCCGGUCUUUGCCAAUAUUUUACAUUCCGAACCUUUGAAGCAGGCCAUACAAAGUGCCAAGCACCAGGUCGGUUUCCAUAGGCCACCAAUACCAAUAAAAAUUGGUUCGUCGAGUAGCACUGUGGCAAGACCUGCUGCUGCUGAUAUACAGGAGUGCCAAUUAAGUGUACCGGCCAAGGAGAAGCUGCAAGCCAUGGGUAUCACCCAUAAGGAUAUGUUACAAAGUGCAGUGCUGAAUGCUCCAUUCUAUGAGAGAUUGCUGAAAAAUCUCAAUGAUAUGAAUAUCAAUUAUGCCGACUGCGAUCAGCUAAAGCCAUUGGAUCAGCUAUCCAAGCAGUUACGCUUGGAUCGCCCUCUGUAUGAAGAGGUGCGUGAAUAUGUUACCGCCUUACCGGGUAGUUUAGAUAUUGCCUAUGCGCCCAUUAGUAUGAAUCUGCCGCAAGCCAUGACAUCUUCACGUAGCACAGAUUCUGGUUUUGAAUCCAAGCCAUCGACACCCAAUCACAGUGGAGGUGGAGGUCAGGUGGGGGAAUACGAUGUAAAUGCAUUGGCGGGCAGAUUGACGGCCAUACCGGGUAUUCAAGAUAUGAAUAUGUAUCCCACUGUGGCGGCAUCUAGUUUCAGGGAUCCUGUAAGUCCCCUAAUGCAAAAUCUCAAGCUGCAGGAAAGUCAUGACAACAAAACCCCUGUGCCUGCUAAACAAUUACUUUGUCGUGAUUGUGACCAGACUAUACAAUUCGGUGAGGUAGCCGUCAAGGCAGAUCGUGCCGGCAAAGAAAUUGCCUGGCAUCCAGAAUGUUUCCGCUGCCAUACCUGCCGUGAGCUACUCGCCGAUUUGGUGUACUUCUUCCAUGGCGGUCAGGUGUAUUGUGGCCGCGAUUUAGCGGUUAAAUUAAAAAUACCCCGCUGCAAGGCUUGCGAUGAGUUAAUUUUCACCAAGGAAUACACGGCCGCCGAGGGUGCCACAUUCCACAUUAAACAUUUUUGUUGUUAUCAUUGUGAUACACCGCUGGCUGGCCAACAAUAUGUACCCGAUGAGAAAUCGAAUAUGCCCCUGUGUCUCAAAUGCUACGAUGAAUAUUUUGCCACCGUUUGUCAGUACUGCCGGAAAACGAUUGGCCCCAGCGAUAAGGGUGUUUCGUGGACCAACAUCCAUUGGCAUGAUUCAUGUUUUGUUUGUGCCGGUAAGGGGUGUGCUAAAUCUCUGAUUGGUGGUCGCUUUUGUGUCAAACAAAAUAUGCCAUUUUGUAGUCCUGCCUGUGUGCGUAGCAUGAUUGAGUAA